CGGGUUGCUAGUUUGCAGCUUUGCUUGGCGAUUAUCGUGCUUUAAAACCCUGCCGAGCCAUGCAGCGACUUUCCUGCUGGGACUCCGUGAAACUUGGCUGGCUCUUCAGUAGACGCUAGGGCUGCGUUGUGGAGGCAGCCGAAGCCACGCGCGGAGAAGGUGCCUGUGAGGGGCGUACCCCCUUGCCAUGAAGAAGAUUUUUGGUUUCAGAAGUAAGGGCCCGUCGCCGUUAGGCCCCUCUGCUCGCCCGCGGAACAACUGCGUGGGCUUUGGGCGUGAGAGUGCUCGUGGCGCCCACAUGCCCAGGUACCACAUUCACGACAAGGAUAUGGGCAAGAUCCACAAGGCUGCAAGCGUGGGUGACGUAGCCAAAGUACAGCAUAUCCUUAUCCUUGGGAAAAGUGGCGUGAACGAUAGAGACAAGAAGGACAGAACGGCGCUCCAUCUUGCCUGUGCUUACGGCCAUCCAGAAGUGGUGACUCUCUUAGUAGAGAGAAAGUGUGAGAUCGAUGCCCGUGACGGCGAGAGCAGCACGGCGCUCAUUAAGGCCGUACAGUGCCAAGAAGAAGAAUGUGCCACUAUACUGCUGGAGCAUGGUGCCAAUCCGGAUGUGAUGGACAGCAACGGCAACACUGCCCUCCACUAUGCCGUCCUCAGUGAGAACACAUCCAUAGUGGCCAAACUGCUUGCACACAAUGCAAAUAUGGAAGCCAAAAACAAGGAUGACCUCACACCUCUGUUACUUGCUGUAAAGGAAAAUAAACAGCAUAUUGUGGAAUUUUUAGUAAAGAAAAAAACCAGUUGUCAUGCAGUUGAUCAGCUGGGAAGCAACAGACAAAUAUUUGAAUAUGAUGGGAAGAGACAAAAAAAUUCUGAAAAUAGCAAUCCAGUGGAUAACGGUUCUGAAGAUGAAUCUUUAAGCAGGUCUUCUCGCAUACCCGAUCCUGCUGAUUCCUGGCCUUCAUCAGAUGAGGAUGACUACAGUUUUGAUACCAAGAAUGUCCCCAAAAUUAACUUAACAGAGCUAUGGGCAGCUGCUCAACAGUCUAAGAAAAACCAAACAAAAUGUGGCAUUGAGAACCUAGAAAAUAGUAGCCUGUUUGACAAUAGUAAUUCCAACAGUGAAAAUGAAGAUGCAGUUGAAAUUGGUCCUGGAACAUCGGCCAGAGUCCUGGCCUCUUCUCCAUCCUGCUCAUCACCUGACCCAGUGGAAGGAGCAACUGAGCCUGCAAUUGGAAGAGAAGAAAAUGGUACUGAUAUUGUUGAAAGUGCUUCACAAGAAAAUGAUACUGAUAUUGUUGAAAGUGCUUCGCAAGAAAACGGUGCUGAGAUUGUCGAAAGUGCUUCGCAAGAAAAUGGUGCUGAUGUUGUUGAAAGGGCUUCACAAGAACAACCAAACCAUAGCAAUUUAGCCUAUGCCAGUGGUUGGCACAAAAGUAAUAAAAGUGAAAUGAUGACUGCGUUAGGAUUAGGAGAAGAUGAAGAUGAAGAAUCACCUUGGGAUUCUGAGAGUAUCUCCGACAGUGUUUCACUGAGAGGUGUAGAUCGUUUCUAUGGUGCUGCAGAUCCGACAGGAGAGGCAAGAGUACACGGACAGGUAGAAGAUGUGACUUAUAUACCUUCUUGCAUGAGUGGAUCAAGAAACUUUAAGAUGGCUAAACUAGAGGAAUCAAGAAAUGUAGGCAUUCCAGUAGCCCACAAGGAGACCCUCAGGAAGUAUCCAGUCAUGGAGCCUAGCAUCAAAAAGCCGGAUCCUGUUCUGAACAAAACAUCAGGAAUGAAGGAUGUACAGACGUUCAAAUCAGAACCAGACUCAGAAGAGCAGAAAGGGCUCAGUGGCAGUGAAGACAGCCAGAGAAAGGCUGAAGAAAAAAGAAAAUACAAAAAUAAUGAAGCAAAAUUAUCAGGAAGUCUGUACAAUGGUGCUGCUGACAGGGUUGAGAAUGGAGUAAAUCAGCAGAGUGGGAAAACUGAUGACCAGCAGUUUCCUAUGAAGGGAAGUAAAGAGCAUGAUAGAGGUCCUCCCUUGCUUAUGAAGGAAAUGAAGAAAAAGGAAAAUGAAAAGUGUGUAUCCAGAGAAUCCGUCAUGAUGCCAGUGACUGGGAAGCCUGGCUCACCACCUGGUGGCCCACUAUACCUGCAGGAUGGCUCCAGCCUAAGUGACACAGACCAAAGGGAAGCAAGGCCAACAAAGAAAACAUCUAAUAAAAAUAACAAGGUCAGAAACCAAGUCGCCUCUGUGGACGACCUCGAUGACUUGAAUGAGUCGUCUGAAACAGCCUCCGAGGACUGCGAGCUCCAGUGCCCCGAUUAUGAGAGCGUUUUGUGUGAAAUCGAGCAUCUCAGGAUGGAGUGUAGAGAUAUUGUUAGUCUUCUGAAAAUCCGGGAUGCAGUUUAUUCCUAUAAAAGAUUAAUAGAAUUUAAAAGAAGCCAUUGUGAACUACUUACAGGAAAACUUAAAAGAAUGGAAAAUAAAUUUAAGGAAUUGCAGAAGGAAGUAUCAGAAACAAAAGAAGGAAGAUCACUGCUAGAGCAUGAGAAGGCGGAAUGGGAGCAGGAGCUCUCCAAUCUGAGAUUUGCACUGAAACAAGAGGAAGAGAAGCGGAGAAGUGCAGAUCUGCUUUCUGAGAAAACUAUGGAGCAGCUUAGGAGAAAAGAUGAGCAAUAUCAGAGCGAGGUCGAGGGGAAGCAGCAGCUUGAAGUCUCUCUCAGAACACUGGAUAUGGAGCUGAAGACAGUAAGAAAUCAUUUGAACCAGGUUCUAGAGGAGCGGAAUGAGAUUCAGAGGCAGCUUUCCCAAGAACAGAAUGCCAGAAUGUUACAAGAUGGGAUUCUUGCAAAUCACCUUUGCAAGCAAAAGGAGAUCGAAAUGGCACAGAAGAGAAUGACUUCCGAGGUUUCUGUCAGUCAUGAAAAAGAGAAAGAUCUGUUGCAUAAGAACCAGAGGUUGCAGGAUGAAAUUGCCAUGCUAAGACUGGAGAUGGACACAGUAAAAAGGCAUAACCAGGAAAAGGAAAAGAAGUAUCUUGAAGAUAUUAAGACUGCAAAUGAAAAGAGUGAUAAGCUUCAAAGAACGAUAAAGCUAAAUGAAGAAACAUUUACAAAAACAAUAUUCCAGUAUAACGGGCAGCUUAAUAAUCUUACAACUGAGAAUACAAUGCUGAGUUCUAAGCUGGAGAAUGAAAAACAAAAUAAAGAAAGACUGGAAACAGAUGUUGACUCAUUCCGCUCUAGACUGGCUUCUGCUAUGCACGACCAUGCUGAGAUUCAGGCCUCGAAAAGAGACCUAGAAAUUGCUUUCCAGAGGGCAAGAGAUGAGUGGCUUCGUUUGCAAGACAAGAUGAACUUUGAUCUGUCUAACCUCAGAGAUAACAAUGAGAUUCUCUCCCAACAGCUUUCCAAAACUGAGAAAAAACUGAAUAGCCUAGAAAUUGAGUUUCAUCAUACAAAAGAUGCGCUUAGAGAAAAGACUUUGGCUUUGAAGCAUGUACAAAGAGACCUCAACCAGACACAGUGCCAGAUGAAGGAGGUUGAGCAUCUGUACCAAGAUGAGCAAGGGAAGGUGAACAAAUACAUGGGAAAGCAAGAAUCCAUAGAGGAGCGGCUGUCUCAGCUGCAGAGCGAGAACAUUCUGCUCCGACAGCAGCUGGACGAUGCUUCCAACAAAGCCGACAGCAAAGACAAGACGAUAGUUAAUAUCCAAGACCAGUUCCAUGAUAUGCUAGGCAGACUCCAAGCGGAGGGCCAGAAGCACAGGCUGAUGCUGGAAGACAGAAACAAGGAGUUAGUCAGUGAGUGCAGUCACUUCAAAGAGAGACUGUGCCAGUAUGAAAAUGAGAAAGCGGAAAGAGAAGUGGUAGUGAGGCAGCUCCAGCAGGAACUGGCUGAUACCCUCAAGAAGCAGUCGAUGUCAGAGGCUUCCCUUGAGGUCUCCUCACGCUACCGCAGUAAUUUAGAAGACGAGGCACGAGAUUUAAAGAAGAAAUUAGGUCAGCUCAGAAGUCAGUUGCAAGAAGCACAGGAUCAACACAGAGAGGCUGUACAACAUACUGAGAAGAUGCAAGACCACCUACAAAAGCUUGAACUUGAAAACUCCAACUUUAAAAUUACAAUAAAAAACCAGUCGGAUAAAAUUGAGCAACUUCAGGAAAACCUGUCAAGUGUGAAUUUGUCUGAAGAUGACAAAGAAAAACUGAAGAAACUUGCUGAGGUGAAGGAAUCUCUGGAGUGUACUUUGGAGCAGGAACAGAAGAGAAACGAUGCAUUAGAGGAAGAACUGAGGGAAUUUAAGGAACUCUUAAAAAAGACCAAAAAAGAAUUAAGUGAACAUGAAAACAGAGAACUUAAUCUCCAUCAAGAUAUAAAAAACAGUCAAUUUGAAAUGGAUAUCCCAGUUAAUAUGCUAAUAAAAAAGAUUGAUGAUCUUACAUCAAAACUGGAAACCACAUCUUCAAAAUGUCUACAUUUGGGUAGAAAAAAUCAGGUUCUUCAGCAGGAGUUGCUGUUGAUGAAAACCAUACAGAAGAAGUGUGUGAAACUAGAGAAGAACAAAAGGAAACUGGAGCAAGAAGUAGAAAGCCUCAGAAGUCACAUGGAGAAGAAUAUGGUGGAGCACAGUCAGGUGCAGCAGUAUAGGCGGGAGGUCGAAGAGCAAGCGAGGCAGGACUUGGUGGAGAAGUUAAAACAGGUCAACCUCUUCCUGCAGGCACAGGCAGCCUCUCAGGAAAACCUGGAGCAGUUGAGGGAGAGCAGUAACGCUUCAGUGAGGAGUCAGAUGGAGCUCCGGAUUAAAGACCUGGAGUCCCAGCUCUCCAGAAUGAAAAGUCAGGAAGACUUCGAUAAAAUAGAACUAGAAAAAUACAAGCAACUCUACCAAGAAGAACUCCGAGUUAGAAAAUCGUUGUCAAGUAAACUGAACAAGACUAAUGAGAGGCUGGAGGAGGCCAGCACGAAGCUGCUCCUGGAGGAACAGCAGAACAGAUCGCUGCUAAGCUCUCUCAGUACAAGGCCUAUUGUAGAGUGUCCUUGCGUUGGAGGUCUUCAUAAUAGUUUGGUAUUCAACAGAACUCUUAUUCCAAGAGAAAACAUAGUGAUUCCUUCCUCAAGCCUACAGCCAUCAAAUAAAAGAAUGGAAAUCUACCUGACCAAGAUGCACCAGGAGUUGGAAAAAAGUAUAAAUAGAGAACUUAAAGAAGCUGCUGCCGAGCUUGAAUCUGAGUUCUGCAGAGUUUCUCCCCUUGGAUCUGCUACUAAACCAGGUCAAGAUCUACUCUCAGAAGCAUCACAAGAAUAUAUAGACAUUUUAAAGAAAAAAUAUACAAUCUGCUGAAUUUAAAAAAAAGGAAGAAAGAAAAGGCAUAUAACAAUAGAAUCGGGACUGUUUGGAAGAAGGACCAGAGGAAGAGAGGACCUGAGAAGAUAAAGGGGCGUGCACUGUGUGUGUGUGAGGGCACACAGCUUCAGCCCCAGCACUUGAGAAGCAGAGCAGGCAGGUCUCCCGAGUUCAGGGACAGCCAGGGAUACAAGUCUCACACAGAGAAAGAAGGUCAUAAUGAAACCUACAAUUUUGUACAAAUAAUAUAUAUUAUUACAUAUGGUCUAAAAUAUAAUAUAUUUAUUAGACUUUAUAUAUUUUAAUUGUCCUAUUAAAUGUAUGACUUGAAAACAAAAGUGAAGAAAACUUUUUUGUCAUGUGUAUUAGAAAAUUAAUAUGUUUACAUGGGGUUUUUUGGUGGUUUUAGCAGAUUUUGCAAGUAUUAUUAAACCAGUAUUACCAGGUUUUACAUACAAAACCCCCUAAGAGCCGGUUUCUCACUAAGUACUCUGGUGGGAAGAAGUGCCGUCUUUGUGUUGAUACUUUUCUGGUUUUGUCACUUUGGUCUGCCGCUGCUGUCAGCAUUGUCAACGUUUUAAUGUAUUACAGCUGCCGAUCACUGUCAAACCUGGCUUCAAUUUUAAGCCCUGAUUUGUAGUUCUUGUUCGUCUUUGAUGGUCUCCUAAGCAGUCUUAAAAUUAGGCAAAGUGUCAAAGAAUUGUGCCCACCCACCCCACUCGACCAUUUGAAAGAGCCUUGCUGCCAUCUCCCACUGUCCUUGACUAUUUUAGUAUUUUUGUAAUUAACAGCACCUGAAUAACUUUGGUGUCACCUUUGUAAUGAGCCGGCUGACACUAAUACACCUGCAUUUAAUCCUCAGAUUCUUUUCCAGUUUGACGUCUUGACUACAGUGUCCUUUAACAAAAACUGCCCCUUCAGACUCCUGGAUUCCAGUUACUCACAUUUCCUAGACCCCUUCAGCCUGGAACAUUGCCCAGUCUUUCCUUGCUUUUCAUGACCUUAAAUCUUCAUGGUAGAAUUCAUGUAAUGCCCUUGAAUUGAAUUUUCUGCUUCGUUAUGAUUAAAUCAUGCAUUUCUUGGCAAGAGUAUUACAGAUGAAAAUUUUCUCAUUUUGUCCUAUUAGGUAAUCUCUAAUUUAGACUUUCCCUAAAAUUAUGAUGUUGAUUUUGAUCACUAAAGCAAUUAUCUGCUGUGUUUUUUCCCUAUAUUUACUUUUGUAAUAAUUGUUUUAUGGGGAAGUAAUUUGUGACUGUAAAUAUCUGUUUCUCAUCAAACUUAAAAUAUAUUCAGUUACUAGUAUCCAUGUGGACUAAUGGUUCUUCAUUUUACUUAAUGAGUUGUAAAUGGUUGAUAAUAUUUUUAAUUAUUUUUAUAUUUUGAUAAAUAAAAAUUUUGAGAAUUUCA
This is a messenger RNA of Microtus oregoni (creeping vole), 6739 nucleotides long. It is a transcript of the gene Ankrd30a, whose product is annotated as ankyrin repeat domain 30A. The coding region runs from base 188 to 5329 and encodes 1713 amino acids. Gene Ontology annotation, molecular function: protein binding. The record is from RefSeq and is a predicted model, not a curated record. The transcript has 34 exons. Lineage: Eukaryota; Metazoa; Chordata; Mammalia; Rodentia; Cricetidae.